GCGAAGGCGCUGAUCCUACCUGAUGACAAUCGUCAGGGUUUAAAUACGCAGACACGGGACGGGUACCGGACUCCGGCGGAGGCAGGUGAGCGGCGAUCCAGCAGAAGGACGUCUCUCAGCAGUAUGGCGUUGGUGAAGAGCGGCUGGCUCUGGAGACAAAGCUCCGUGUUGCGCCGUUGGAAGAGGCACUGGUUUGACCUGUGGAUGGACGGCGGUCUGGUCUAUUACCCGGACGAGACCCGGCGCAACAUCGAGGAGCGAAUCCUUCUGAAGUUUAACUGUGUGAAUGUAAAGGCCGGUCUGGAGUGCGGAGACAUUCAGCCCCCGGAAGGCGGUGAUCGGGAAGCGUUGGUGACGGUGGAUCUGCGGGAUCAGUCCCGGCUGCUGCUGUGCGCUGAGAGCCCUGAUGAUGCCGCGGCCUGGAAGUUGGCUCUCCUGGAUGCCAAAAUGUAUCCGGUUUACGUGUACGAUCCUUACGACGACCAUUACCAGGCGGUGCCUCUGAAUGCCCACCAUGCCGUUUACAUAAAUCCCGGAUACGGCGGCUGUGGUUAUGGUCCUGGGAUGACCCCCGUCAUUAUUCGAGACGACCCUUACCGCAGCACGUACGGGGAGCAGCUAGCCCUGGGCAUGCUGGCCGGGGCUGUCACCGGAUCCGCGCUGGGCUCCCUCAUGUGGCUGCCGUGCUGGUUUUAGGAAGCGGCGUGUCCUGCGCUCAUCCGCUGGGGUUUCAGCGGUAGCCUCGACACGCGUGUGCACCGGGUAUGACGCGUUCCAUGUCGUUCGCUUCUGGAUUACAAACCGCGCCCUCCCAGAGAUUUUAUUAGUCUCGUUAAUCAACCGAGUAAAAUAUCUUUGCGGAAGCUUCCCGAAAUAAAAAAAAA
Molecule: messenger RNA, 884 nt
Organism: Spea bombifrons (plains spadefoot toad)
Lineage: Eukaryota; Metazoa; Chordata; Amphibia; Anura; Pelobatidae
Gene: PLEKHB1
Product: pleckstrin homology domain containing B1
Exons: 7
Coding region: 124-696 (190 amino acids)
Biological process (GO): regulation of cell differentiation
Cellular component (GO): membrane
Source: RefSeq, a predicted model, not a curated record